Messenger RNA from Silurus meridionalis, 5014 nucleotides. Its product is annotated as rho guanine nucleotide exchange factor 26-like. Gene Ontology annotation, molecular function: guanyl-nucleotide exchange factor activity; protein binding. The record is from RefSeq and is a predicted model, not a curated record. Gene Ontology annotation, biological process: activation of GTPase activity. The coding region runs from base 339 to 3068 and encodes 909 amino acids. Lineage: Eukaryota; Metazoa; Chordata; Actinopteri; Siluriformes; Siluridae. The transcript has 16 exons.
CCCGUUAUGAACCUGAUCGUUUUAAUUGUUAACGCAGUGGGGAAAAUGGGCGUGUCCCUGACGUCACUCCCGAACUUCGGACAAUCUUGCGCUCGCGUGCCAAAAUAUUCCGUCAGUAAACUUCGGACGCGGUGCGCGCGCUCGUGCACAGGUCUCCGCAGAGAAGUGCGCGCGAGGAUGUGGAGUUAAACCCAGUGGACUGUUCUGAACUUUCACACCCAGGAUAAUCCCCCGGAUCUGAGGCGCUAAAACCACCGGACCAUGAGCUGAUCUGAGCCCCGGGUCCUGCCGCAGAGAAGUGCACGUACAGGCCGUGAUGUUUGCACAGUGACCUUGCUAUGGAGUUUAGCAACGAGGUAGAUUUUUCCAACAACAACAACAGCCGUAGCAGCAGCAGCAACAACAUCAUCCUUCCUCUGUGGAAGAAGCGUGCCUCGGACCAGGUCUCGAAUGGCAACCUGAAGCCCAAACCAAGACCUUUGAGCUAUCAGAUUGAUGGUGUCCUUAUGACCGAUUUCCCUGUGGAGGACAACUGCUCUUUUACCGUCACACAACCUGCAGAGACGAUCACCACUCCACAAAGCACCAUGGUGAUCAAACAUGUUUUGAACAAACCUGCCCGUAAGACUCGUGUUGUAAGGAGCAUUAGUAUCGGGCACCUAUCCAGUGGAAGCUUUUCUCUGGCAAGAUUCAGAUCAGAGAAUAAUAAUAAUGACUCCAUUGACAAUAACCAGGUGCCCCAAACCAACCUAUCUACAAACACUCCCAAUGGCCUAAGCAAAAAGGAGACCAAAAGAGACCGUGAAUCUCUGAAGCGCCUGUCUAACCCAUUUACCCUUAUUUCCCAGAGGGAGCAAAUUGUGUUCGGGGACCCAUCCCCAAUAUCAGAUAGACAACCCCCACAGAAAUCUGGCUCUCCUUCUCAGAAUUCCCCUCAACAGUAUUCUUCCUCCGUGUCUCUUGGAUCUUCUUCAUCUCACAACUCCAUGUCCAGCACUUCCUCUCUUUCUUCUUGCUCUUCUUCCUUCUCCUCUGUUCCCAGCACACCAUCCGAUCCCAUAACUCCUCAAUCUCUGUCUCCAUCCGAAUGCAAAACAGUAACACCACACCAUUCUUCAAGCUCCUCCCAGUGUUCAGAAGUCAAGUCACCCAUACCCAGCAUGGUACUCAGUACCCACAGCCCCGCUGCAUUGAAGAUGGGCAGCCAGCAGCUCAUUCCUCACAAUCUGGCAUCUGAGAAACGAUCAGGCAAAACUAUCCAUUCUCUGGUCUUGAAAGACUCUUCUAAACGUUCCCUCCGAGCUCGGAGCAUGGUGGAGAGUGGCGCGUUCUUCUCCAGUAGUAAGGAUGUUCAAGAGGCGGAUGGCGAGGAUGUGCCAGGACUGUUCAGAAGAGGCCUGAGGUCAACAUCUUACCGCCGGGCUGUGGUCAGUGGUGUUGACCUGGACGUUCCUUCAGACCUUCUAAAAGGGGUCCCAGAGGUGAAAGAAGGACCCAGGAGUCCGCGACCAACCAAAAGCAAGGUUGGAGAGAAGAAGAGAAUACAGAGCCAGAGGACAUUUGAUAGUGAAGAAGACGAGGUUCUGUAUCAGAACUACCAGGAGAAAGCGUUGCAUGAUGACUCAGAUGAGGAUGCGGAAUCCAGGGAGCCCAAAGCGGACGAGCGCAUCGUGGUGCAGUAUAAACCCAUCCGGACUUCCUGGAGUCAGCUCAGUGUGGUGAAGAAGAAGAGGACGUGUGACAGGCUAAGUCCAGAGGAACGCAAGCGACAAGAGGCGAUCUUCGAGGUGAUCUCGUCCGAGCAUAGCUACCUGCACAGCCUCAUGAUCCUCGUCCGUCUGUUCAAGAACUCGCCGGAGCUCAGCGACACCAUGACUAAGACGGACCACCACCACCUCUUCUCCAACAUCGUGGAUGUGUGUGAGGCUAGCAAAAAGUUUUUUAAGGAACUGGAGGACAGACACCAGCAGAAUAUUGUGAUUGAUGACAUCAGCGAUAUUGUGAUUAAACACGCUCAGGCAAACUUCGAACCCUAUGUGACAUACUGCUCGAAUGAGGUGUACCAGCAGAGAACAUUCCAGAGACUAGUCAAUAAGAGCUCGACCUUUAAAGAGGUACUCUCCCGGAUCGAAGCUCACUCGGAUUGCCGGAACCUUCCCAUGAUCUCCUUCCUGAUACUCCCCAUGCAGAGAGUCACCAGGCUUCCUUUACUCAUGGAUACGAUUUGUCAGAAGACGCCUAAAGACUCCCCUCAGUAUGAAGCGUGUAAGAAAGUGCUCCAGUCUGUCAGUAAGCUUGUACGGAAGUGUAAUGAAGGAGCUCGGAAGAUGGAAAGAACAGAGAUGAUGUACACUAUCAACUCUCAGCUGGAGUUUAAGAUUAAGCCAUUCCCACUGGUGUCGUCCUCACGCUGGAUGGUAAAGCGUGGCGAGCUCACGGCCUACGUGGAAGAGAGCGGGAUCUUCUCCAGGAAGACGACUCGGCAACAGGUCUACUUCUUCCUUUUCAAUGACGUCCUCAUCGUCACCCGCAAGAAGAGUGAAGACAGUUAUACGGUGAUAGACUACGCUCUGAGGGAUCAGAUCUGGGUGGGGCCAUGCCAGCCGGAGGAUCUGAACCUCUCGCCGACACGCACCACCGCAGGCAUGCUGACAUCACGGCAGGUCGGAGCCAAUCACCUGUUCCGCCUUAAAUUCCGCAGCAAUCACUCGGGAGACAAAGUGCCGAUGAUCCUGGGGGCAGAGCUUCUUAAUGAGCGUGCUCGCUGGAUCAGUGCACUUGGACAUGCUAACAAUGAGAAGAGGAACGCAGACAGAACAAAUUCCAUGCAGGUGGAGGUGAUCCGCACCUACACGGCUCGGCAGCCUGAUGAACUCUCGCUGCAGGUGGCAGACGUCGUAAUCGUCUCGCAGUCGGUGGACGACGGUUGGUACGAGGGCGAGCGAUUGCGAGACGGAGAGAGAGGCUGGUUCCUCGCCGAGUGCGCUCAGCUGAUCACGUGCCAGGCCACCAUCAAGAAGAACAUGCAGAGGAUGGACCGCCUCCAGGGCCUGGAGACCAACGUGUGAGCGGGAGUCUCUGCCGUUCUUCUGAACGCACACCUGCAGAGACGUCUGAGGAACACUGCAAGAUCUUAUUGAUUAUUCUGAUAUCAUGGAGCUCCAAAAAAAGGAGCGAGAACCUUGGUGGAAGAACUCGCAGGUGGAGGAGUGCAGAUCCUGGAGGAACGGGCAGGAGGAAAAUGUAUUUAAACACGGGUGGAAAAAAAGGCAAAUUAGAAAACUAUAUAUAUAUAUAUAAUAACCCGAGACUAUAAAAUUGUUCAAUUUGGGUCACCUGACCACAUCACAUGACUCAAAGCACAUUGGAAUUAUUAUUUUUUUUUAAUAUCUCCGUUUUUUCUCACUCGACACUUUGCCGACACGGCGUUUCGACCAGAUCACCUCAGGAGUGCGUUCGUAAAGCUUCGCCCAAAAACGUGCCUCGGUGCAGAUUGGAGGCUAAAACGUCAAGAAAAGACGUUUUUUUUUUUUUAUGUGGACGUAGCUUCCGACACGACGUGCAAAUAAUUCCAUAUUUGUAUAUAUUUAAAUUUUUACAGCAAUGGGCGUAAAAACGAUGUGUUUUAGAAGCAGGUUUAAAAAAAACUUUAAUCCAAAAUGAUGAGAAUAAAGUGCUAGUGAUACUAGAUUAAACUCACGAUUUUUUCAUCAUCAUCCUUAUAGUCUCUUCACACGUUCUCUUCGAACAUCCUGCAGAUAUACGCCGAGAUCGAACGUUCAAAUUUUUCGAAUUUUCAUUUCAAAUGGAUUUUUCUCUCUGAUCAGUUGUUGGUCUUUUUUUUUUUUUUUUUAACCUAAAAUGAAUGAACACCCCUGAGCUUGAAUGUUAGCCCGGACCCUGGACUGUACCACCUUCUGAAAAUUCCAGCUCGACGACUUGGACUCCAGGGAGCGCUAGUAGCCGUUACACGCUGCAGGACGAAACACUCCUGUGUGAAUAAAUACAGAAAAAGCUUUAAGAGCUCAGGGAAGGUUUGUAGUUCGAGAUCUACACUAUAUACAGACAAAAGUAUUGGGACAUCUGACUUUAUCCACCCAUAUGGUUCUCACCAAACUUUGGAGGCACACAAAAAGUUGAGGCCGACUCAUUUACAAGAACAUCUAGAUUUAUACACCAUCAUCCUCAAAACCAGCGUUCCCACCACGUCAGACGUCUCCGUCUCCACCAUUGGUCUGAAACUUUUUGAUUCCACCUUGACUUUAUCAGGUGCUGUACCAUGAAUUUUUCCAUUCAGGUGAUUUAGGAGACCUGUUCCAGCAUUCCAAUUCCCCCUGUGCACAAAGCCAGGUCUGUGAAGAUCUCCUGCUGUAGAGCUCUGACCUCAAACCUGUUAAACUGGAUGAAUGUGAACGCUGACUGCAAACCCCCCCCCCCCACCACAAAACGUGGUGGAACAUCUUCCCAGAAGAUCGGAGCUCAUUAGACCUGCACAUGGAGACUAAAUGUGGGGGAAAAAAAUAAGUAAACACAAACCUUAUGGUCAGGUGUGUACAAACUUUUGUCCAUGUAUAAUUAAACACACACUCGGCGUAUAAAAGACUCGAGUGAUGCACUCAACCAACACCAAUCUGCAUAAAGCUCCAGGAGCUGCUUCAUUACGCCUUUUAUCUUCCUGCAGAUCAAACGCUGCUCUUCGGCUCUGUGUUUAUGGAAAAGAAUAAAAAAAAAAAAACUGGAAAAUAUGCAUGAAAAAAAAAAGUGACAGAUUCAGUCAUAAAUGCAGUUUUAGAUACAAAAAAAGUGAUUUUUUUUCUUUUUUUAAUGAAGGAAUGUUUUUGACCUAAAACAUAAUCAUUUUUAAUUUACAAAUCUGAAGUGGGCCUCAGGGAGAACACACACACACACACACACACACAAAUGAACUGUAAAUGUGUAAAUGUAAAGAUCAGAUAUAACCUGUUUGCCUGUAAGUAAUCUACAAACGGAUAAAGAUUCGAGUUUGUUUCACUCA